Messenger RNA from Rhizophagus irregularis DAOM 181602=DAOM 197198, 1047 nucleotides. RefSeq lists its product as uncharacterized. NCBI's taxonomy places the organism in Eukaryota, Fungi, Glomeromycota, Glomeromycetes, Glomerales, Glomeraceae. The record is from RefSeq and is a predicted model, not a curated record.
GCCCGAAUUUGGUAACCAUAUGUUUUACAGUCCGACAAUUGCCGAAAUGAUGUUCAUUUAAUUUCAAUAAUUAUUUGAAAUCAAGUGAUAUAAAUGUUUACAUUCAUUUAUUCAUUGGGUAUUACUAAAUGUUUAUCAAAUAAUUAAAAAUUUCUUUAUAAAUUAAUUAACAAGUCUCUCAAGUAAUAGCAAAUUGAAAAAUUGAAAUUUACGUAAAUCCAAAAUCCUACGAAAUUAUCCUAAACUAUACAUCUGUAAAAAUUAAAAUUAACUAAUUAGUCUUAAUUUGAACUUAGCAUUUAUUCAUCAUAUCAGUCAAAUUCUUCACCUCCGAAUUUGUCAAUAAUUUUCGAAAGCUUAAAUACUAGUCAGCUAUUUGUUUUGAGAUCAUAUAAUCACAUAACAUUCAAUAAGUCCAUCAGUAGCUCACCAACCCUUCCUAACAAAUGAGUUACAAUACCUCUUCUCGUCCUCCACCAUAUCAUGCUACAAUAUGUGCCCGGGUUGGAUGUCAGAAUUCCUGUCUUGUGAAUACCAAUAAUAAAACUUAUCUCUUCUGUAGUGUCAACUGUGCUAAACUUUAUCAAAGAGACAUGACUCUAACAAGGUGCAAUACUUGUCAGAAUCAAUUCUACGGCACGAUGUGCCCUUAUUGUUCGCAUUCUUCUUGCAUACGAGGUUCUCGACAGCCACGACGAAAUAUUAGGCUUGAAAGUGCACAUUAUUCAAUUUCUGUCCAGGAAAAUACUCCAUUGUUGCAAUCUCAAUCUUACGAUAACAAUGAUGAUGAGUGCGGAGAAUUUAUCGGUGGAUGUUGCGGAUGUUGUUGCAUAAUCAUUAUUUUAAUUAUUGUGUUUCUCUCCGGGGUUUGGUCAGCAAAUCAUAUACAUAUUCAUGAUUUGUUAUUCCCUUAAAUAAUUUGCCAUUUAAAAGUAUUCCGAUUUCAGAUAUAUAAAUAUAUAUUAUAAACCAUAUUGUCGAUAUUUCAUAAUAUUUAAAUGUCUUAAUUUCAUCUUUUUCAGCUUUUUUUCCAACCUAGCUAAUGAA